AUGUUUGCUGUUGUAGGUUUUGGUUUUGUGACGUUCGAAUCAGAGGAGUCGGCCGAAAAGGUUUGCAAGAUACACUACCAUGACAUAAACAACAAGAUGGUCGAGGCAAAAAAAGCGCUGCCCAAAGAGGUGCUCAGCACCGGGAAUGCACUUGUGAAACAGCAGCAGCAACAACAUCAGCAACAGCAACAGCAGCGUCAGCAGCUACUUCAACAGCCAAUUCCUUUCUAUCUGACAAAUCGACUUACUGUGUCAGAACAAACCACCAAGAUGGUACCGGGAGUCGGUGCUGUGUCCGGAUCUUCUCCUGUUGCAAUGGCAGUUGCAGCUAUGUUGGCAAGUCAACAACAACAGCAACAGCAACAAAAGCAACAACAAAACGCUCAAAUGUGUCAAAGCAACGUCCUCCACUCUGGCAUGCCUGGCAUGCAGAAUGCUCUGACCGUUCCCGAAUUGAUGUCCCUGGUGUCUCUGGCCUAUCCAUCAAGUAAGCACGGCUUCUACUUUUCUAGUCGGUAUCACCGUAGUUAG
This is a messenger RNA of Dibothriocephalus latus, 531 nucleotides long. The record is from the annotation of a GenBank genome assembly. NCBI's taxonomy places the organism in Eukaryota, Metazoa, Platyhelminthes, Cestoda, Diphyllobothriidea, Diphyllobothriidae.